This is a messenger RNA of Episyrphus balteatus (marmalade hoverfly), 7800 nucleotides long. Its product is annotated as mucin-2-like. The coding region runs from base 1 to 7800 and encodes 2599 amino acids. Lineage: Eukaryota; Metazoa; Arthropoda; Insecta; Diptera; Syrphidae. The record is from RefSeq and is a predicted model, not a curated record. The transcript has 2 exons.
AUGUCCAUAAACGUGUUUCGAAUAAUAAUUUUUCUACUGAUCAUUGCAGUUGUUGUUUCUUCACAAAAGCAUGACAAAAGAAAUUCUGACAAAGAUGAAUACAGGAAGGAAAGAGGUGACCAAGAAAGAGGCAUUAAAAAACGGAAGCCAGUAUCAAAGAAACUAGAACGUAAUGACAGAAGUGAUUUUAAAGAAGAAAGAAAACAUCUAGAGAGGCCACAAUAUCCAUGGCAGAAGAUUGAGAAGCCAAGAAAACCAAACUCAUCACGAGGUAAAAAUCAACGAGGUAGACGUGGACGUCGUAAACAUCAAGAUGGCUCACAUCCUAAAAAAAAUGAAUCCCGAGAGUCAAAAAGCACACCAGACAAAAACCACUACCCAUGGCAAGAACAUUAUCCCACACAAGGUCGUAACCAACAUGAAUAUUCAUCAACUGUCGACAAAAAAGUCACAACAACAAUAGAAACGAUGGUGAAUUCAAUCCCUUCCAUUGUACCAGAGUCACAAAAAACAGAUUCAACAGCUAAUAACUCUCCAACAAAAACGGUUUCACUUUUGACAACAACUGAACCACCAACUGAGCCUACCACAAUUGUUACAAUAGCCGGCACAACAUCUACUGCCGCUACAACAGUUGUACCAACAACAGAAAUUCCAACAACUCCAGAUGCUGCGACAACAACUGUUCCAAUUUCAACAACUACGGAACCGCCUACUGAUGCCUCGACAAUUGUGGCAACAACAGACACACCAUCAACUGCCGCUACAACAGUUGCACCAACAACAGAAAUUCUAACAACUCCAGAUGCUGCGACAACAACUGUUCCAAUUUCAACAACUACGGAACCGCCUACUGAUGGUACAACAAUUGUGGCAACAACAGACACCUCAUCAACUGCCGCUACAACAGUUGCACCAACAACAGAAAUUCUAACAACUCCAGAUGCUGCGACAACAACUGUUCCAAUUUCAACAACUACGGAACCGCCUACUGAUGAAUCGACAAUUGUGGCAACAACAGACACACCAUCAACUGCCGCUACAACAGUUGCACCAACAACAGAAAUUCUAACAACUCCAGAUGCUGCGACAACAACUGUUCCAAUUUCAACAACUACGGAACCGCCUACUGAUGCUACAACAAUUGUGGCAACAACAGACACCUCAUCAACUGCCGCUACAACAGUUGCACCAACAACAGAAAUUCUAACAACUCCAGAUGCUGCGACAACAACUGUUCCAAUUUCAACAACUACGGAACCGCCUACUGAUGCCUCGACAAUUUCGGCAACAACAGACACACCAUCAACUGCCGCUACAAAAGUUGCACCAACAACAGAAAUUCUAACAACUCCAGAUGCUGCGACAACAACUGUUCCAAUUUCAACAACUACGGAACCGCCUACUGAUGCUACAACAAUUGUGGCAACAACAGACACCUCAUCAACUGCCGCUACAACAGUUGCACCAACAACAGAAAUUCUAACAACUCCAGAUGCUGCGACAACAACUGUUCCAAUUUCAACAACUACGGAACCGCCUACUGAUGCUACAACAAUUGUGGCAACAACAGACACCUCAUCAACUGCCGCUACAACAGUUGCACCAACAACAGAAAUUCUAACAACUCCAGAUGCUGCGACAACAACUGUUCCAAUUUCAACAACUACGGAACCGCCUACUGAUGCUACAACAAUUGUGGCAACAACAGACACCUCAUCAACUGCCGCUACAACAGUUGCACCAACAACAGAAAUUCUAACAACUCCAGAUGCUGCGACAACAACUGUUCCAAUUUCAACAACUACGGAACCGCCUACUGAUGCCUCGACAAUUUCGGCAACAACAGACACACCAUCAACUGCCGCUACAACAGUUGCACCAACAACAGAAAUUCUAACAACUCCAGAUGCUGCGACAACAACUGUUCCAAUUUCAACAACUACGGAACCGCCUACUGAUGAAUCGACAAUUGUGGCAACAACAGACACACCAUCAACUGCCGCUACAACAGUUGCACCAACAACAGAAAUUCUAACAACUCCAGAUGCUGCGACAACAACUGUUCCAAUUUCAACAACUACGGAACCGCCUACUGAUGCUACAACAAUUGUGGCAACAACAGACACCUCAUCAACUGCCGCUACAACAGUUGCACCAACAACAGAAAUUCUAACAACUCCAGAUGCUGCGACAACAACUGUUCCAAUUUCAACAACUACGGAACUGCCUACUGAUGCUACAACAAUUGUGGCAAAAACAGACACCUCAUCAACUGCCGCUACAACAGUUGCACCAACAACAAAAAUUCCAACAACUCCAGACACUGCAACAACUCCUGUUCCAACUACAACAACUACGGAACCCUCAACUGAUGCUACAACAAUUGUGGCAACAACAGACACCUCAUCAACUGCUGCUACAACAGUUGCACCAACAACAAAAAUUCCAACAACUCCAGACACUGCAACAACUCCUGUUCCAACCACGACAACAACGGAACCCUCAACUGAUGCUACAACAAUUGUGGCAACAUCAGACACACCAUCAGCUGCCGCUACAACAGUGUCACCAACAACAAAAAUUCCAACAACUCCCGACACUGCAACAACUCCUGUUCCAACUACGACAACUACGGAACAUUCAACUGAUGUUACAACAAUUGUGGCAACAACAGACACACCAUCAACUGCCGCUACAACAGUUGCACCAACAACAGAAAUUCCAACAACUCCAGAUGCUGCGACAACAACUGUUCCAAUUUCAACAACUACGGAGCUGCCUACUGAUGCUACAACAAAUGUGGCAAAAACAGACACCUCAUCAACUGCCGCUACAACAGUUGCACCAACAACAGAAAUUCCAACAACUCCAGAUGCUGCGACAACAACUGUUCCAAUUUCAACAACUACGGAACUGCCUACUGAUGCUACAACAAUUGUGGCAAAAACAGACACCUCAUCAACUGCCGCUACAACAGUUGCACCAACAACAGAAAUUCCAACAACUCCAGAUGCUGCGACAACAACUGUUCCAAUUUCAACAACUACGGAACUGCCUACUGAUGCUACAACAAUUGUGGCAAAAACAGACACCUCAUCAACUGCCGCUACAACAGUUGCACCAACAACAGAAAUUCCAACAACUCCCGAUGCUGCGACAACAACUGUUCAAAUUUCAACAACUACGGAACUGCCUACUGAUGCUACAACAAUUGUGGCAAAAACAGACACCUCAUCAACUGCUGCUACAACAGUUGCACCAACAACAAAAAUUCCAACAACUCCAGACACUGCAACAACUCCUGUUACAACUACAACAACUACGGAACCCUCAACUGAUGCUACAACAAUUGUGGCAACAACAGACACCUCAUCAACUGCUGCUACAACAGUUGCACCAACAACAAAAAUUCCAACAACUCCAGACACUGCAACAACUCCUGUUCCAACCACGACAACAACGGAACCCUCAACUGAUGCUACAACAAUUGUGGCAACAUCAGACACACCAUCAGCUGCCGCUACAACAGUGUCACCAACAACAAAAAUUCCAACAACUCCCGACACUGCAACAACUCCUGUUUCAACUACGACAACUACGGAACCCUCAACUGAUGUUACAACAAUUGUGGCAACAACAGACACACCAUCUACUGCCGCUACAACAGUUGCACCAACAACAGAAAUUCCAACAACUCCAGAUGCUGCGACAACAACUGUUCCAAUUUCAACAACUACGGAGCUGCCUACUGAUGCUACAACAAUUGUGGCAAAAACAGACACCUCAUCAACUGCCGCUACAACAGUUGCACCAACAACAGAAAUUCCAACAACUCCAGAUGCUGCGACAACAACUGUUCCAAUUUCAACAACUACGGAACUGCCUACUGAUGCUACAACAAUUGUGGCAAAAACAGACACCUCAUCAACUGCCGCUACAACAGUUGCACCAACAACAGAAAUUCCAACAACUCCAGAUGCUGCGACAACAACUGUUCCAAUUUCAACAACUACGGAACUGCCUACUGAUGCUACAACAAUUGUGGCAAAAACAGACACCUCAUCAACUGCCGCUACAACAGUUGCACUAACAACAGAAAUUCCAACAACUCCCGAUGCUGCGACAACAACUGUUCCAAUUUCAACAACUACGGAACUGCCUACUGAUGCUACAACAAUUGUAUCAAAAACAGACACCUCAUCAACUGCCGCUACAACAGUUGCACCAACAACAGAAAUUCCAACAACUCCAGAUGCUGCGACAACAACUGUUCCAAUUUCAACAACUACGGAACUGCCUACUGAUGCUACAACAAUUGUGGCAAAAACAGACACCUCAUCAACUGCUGCUACAACAGUUGCACCAACAACAAAAAUUCCAACAACUCCAGACACUGCAACAACUCCUGUUCCAACUACAACAACUACGGAACCCUCAACUGAUGCUACAACAAUUGUGGCAGCAACAGACACCUCAUCAACUGCCGCUACAACAGUUGCACCAACAAGAGAAAUUCUAACAACUCCAGAUGCUGCGACAACAACUGUUCCAAUUUCAACAACUACGGAACCGCCUACUGAUGCUACAACAAUUGUGGCAACAACAGACACCUCAUCAACUGCCGCUACAACAGUUGCACCAACAACAGAAAUUCCAACAACUCCAGACACUGCAACAACUCCUGUUCCAACUACGACAACUACGGAACCAUCAACUGAUGUUACAACAAUUGUGGCAACAACAGACACCUCAUCUACUGCCGCUACAACAGUUGCACCAACAACAGAAAUUCCAACAACUCCAGAUGCUGCGACAACAACUGUUCCAAUUUCAACAACUACGGAACCGCCUACUGAUGCUACAACAAUUGUGGCAAAAACAGACACCUCAUCAACUGCCGCUACAACAGUUGCACCAACAACAGAAAUUCCAACAACUCCCGAUGCUGCGACAACAACUGUUCCAAUUUCAACAACUACGGAACCGCCUUCUGAUGCUACAACAAUUGUGGCAACAACAGACACCUCAUCAACUGCCGCUACAACAGUUGCACCAACAACAGAAAUUCCAACAACUCCAGACACUGCAACAACUCCUGUUCCAACUACGACAGCUACGGAACCCUCAACUGAUGUUACAACAAUUGUGGCAACAACAGACACACCAACUCCUGCCGCUACAACAGUUGCACCAACAACAGAAAUUCCAACAACUCCAGAUGCUGCGACAACAACUGUUCCAAUUUCAACAACUACGGAACCGCCUACUGAUGCUACAACAAUUGUGGCAAAAACAGACACCUCAUCAACUGCCGCUACAACAGUUGCACCAACAACAGAAAUUCCAACAACUCCAGAUGCUGCGACAACAACUGUUCCAAUUUCAACAACUACGGAACCGCCUUCUGAUGCUACAACAAUUGUGGCAACAACAGACACCUCAUCAACUGCCGCUACAACAGUUGCACCAACAACAGAAAUUCCAACAACUCCAGAUGCUGCGACAACAACUGUUCCAAUUUCAACAACUACGGAGCUGCCUACUGAUGCUACAACAAUUGUGGCAAAAACAGACACCUCAUCAACUGCCGCUACAACAGUUGCACCAACAACAGAAAUUCCAACAACUCCAGAUGCUGCGACAACAACUGUUCCAAUUUCAACAACUACGGAACUGCCUACUGAUGCUACAACAAUUGUGGCAAAAACAGACACCUCAUCAACUGCCGCUACAACAGUUGCACCAACAACAAAAAUUCCAACAACUCCAGACACUGCAACAACUCCUGUUCCAACUACAACAACUACGGAACCCUCAACUGAUGCUACAACAAUUGUGGCAACAACAGACACCUCAUCAACUGCCGCUACAACAGUUGCACCAACAACAGAAAUUCUAACAACUCCAGAUGCUGCGACAACAACUGUUCCAAUUUCAACAACUACGGAACCGCCUACUGAUGCUACAACAAUUGUGGCAACAACAGACACCUCAUCAACUGCCGCUACAACAGUUGCACCAACAACAGAAAUUCCAACAACUCCAGAUGCUGCGACAACAACUGUUCCAAUUUCAACAACUACGGAACCGCCUUCUGAUGCUACAGAAAUUAUGGCAACAACAGACACCUCAUCAACUGCCGCUACAACAGUUGCACCAACAACAGAAAUUCCAACAACUCCAGACACUGCAACAACUCCUGUUCCAACCACGACAACAACGGAACCCUCAACUGAUGCUACAACAAUUGUGGCAACAUCAGACACACCAUCAGCUGCCGCUACAACAGUGUCACCAACAACAAAAAUUCCAACAACUCCCGACACUGCAACAACUCCUGUUCCAACUACGACAACUACGGAACCCUCAACUGAUGUUACAACAAUUGUGGCAACAACAGACACACCAUCUACUGCCGCUACAACAGUUGCACCAACAACAGAAAUUCCAACAACUCCAGAUGCUGCGACAACAACUGUUCCAAUUUCAACAACUACGGAGCUGCCUACUGAUGCUACAACAAUUGUGGCAAAAACAGACACCUCAUCAACUGCCGCUACAACAGUUGCACCAACAACAGAAAUUCCAACAACUCCAGAUGCUGCGACAACAACUGUUCCAAUUUCAACAACUACGGAACUGCCUACUGAUGCUACAACAAUUGUGGCAAAAACAGACACCUCAUCAACUGCCGCUACAACAGUUGCACCAACAACAGAAAUUCCAACAACUCCAGAUGCUGCGACAACAACUGUUCCAAUUUCAACAACUACGGAACUGCCUACUGAUGCUACAACAAUUGUGGCAAAAACAGACACCUCAUCAACUGCCGCUACAACAGUUGCACCAACAACAAAAAUUCCAACAACUCCAGACACUGCAACAACUCCUGUUCCAACUACAAUAACUACGGAACCCUCAACUGAUGCUACAACAAUUGUGGCAACAACAGACACCUCAUCAACUGCCGCUACAACAGUUGCACCAACAACAGAAAUUCUAACAACUCCAGAUGCUGCGACAACAACUGUUCCAAUUUCAACAACUACGGAACCGCCUACUGAUGCUACAACAAUUGUGGCAACAACAGACACCUCAUCAACUGCCGCUACAACAGUUGCACCAACAACAGAAAUUCUAACAACUCCAGAUGCUGCGACAACAACUGUUCCAAUUUCAACAACUACGGAACUGCCUACUGAUGCUACAACAAUUUUGGCAAAAACAGACACACCAUCUACUGCCGCUACAACAGUUGCACCAACAACAGAAAUUCCAACAACUCCAGAUGCUGCGACAACAACUGUUCCAAUUUCAACAACUACGGAACUGCCUACUGAUGCUACAACAAUUGUGACAAAAACAGACACCUCAUCAACUGCCGCUACAACAGUUGCACCAACAACAAAAAUUCCAACAACUCCAGACACUGCAACAACUCCUGUUCCAACUACUACGACAACUACGGAACCCUCAACUUAUACUACAACAAUUGAAUCAUUUAUUUCAGACACACCAUCUACUGUCGUUACAACAGUUCCACCAACAACAGAAAUUCCAACAACUCCAGACGCUGAGCCGUCAACUGAUGAUACAACAACAGAGGAAAGAGCGAACACACCAACAGUUCAACAGACUCUGGAACAACACAUGGUACAAGUUCAAGAACUAUUAAACCGUCUACCUUCGCUUGAACAGUCGCAGAAACCUCAGACUAUCCAACAACUCGAUACACUUCAACAACGCCUGUUAAACCUUCAACAACUUAUGGCUGAUCUACUUACACAGAAAGAUUAG